Belonocnema kinseyi is the source of this 1229-nucleotide messenger RNA. RefSeq names its product MRG/MORF4L-binding protein-like (gene MrgBP). NCBI's taxonomy places the organism in Eukaryota, Metazoa, Arthropoda, Insecta, Hymenoptera, Cynipidae. The record is from RefSeq and is a predicted model, not a curated record. Gene Ontology annotation, cellular component: nucleus; NuA4 histone acetyltransferase complex. Gene Ontology annotation, biological process: regulation of transcription by RNA polymerase II. The coding region runs from base 92 to 826 and encodes 244 amino acids. The transcript is spliced from 4 exons.
CGCAGCCAUGUGCAUUACGAACAUGGAGUUUACGAGUUUUCUGUAGGAAACUUGCGGUAUUCGUUUGACGUUUUGUUUGUUUGGAAUCAGGAUGGCUGUCAAAGAAAAGCAGGUAGAUUCCGCCGAGGAAAUCGAAUGGAACGUCGAAAAUGAAAUACAACUAUUCUUCGCCAUGAAUGGCCACAAACCUGUUGGUGUAAAUAAAUAUUUCCACAUGGUUUGCAUUUGGGAGAAAUUUCGGGCAGCUAUUCACAAAGACGUUUCCUUGAAAACGAUUUGGGACCAUUUGGAAUCGAUGUACGAUUUGAUGGCCCUAGACGAUAUGGAAGAUUUCCCCUUCCCUAGUAACGAAGUAGAUUUCACUCUUCCCGAUUCGGAAUUCCAAGACGUGAUUAAAUCCCGACAAGAAGAGCAGGAGACAAAAACAAAAGAACAGAAGGAAAUUAAAAAAGAGAUUAAAAAGGAGAAGGAAGUAAAGGAACCCAUAAAAAAAGAGGUCACACCAAGGGAACAAAAAACGCCAAAAGAAGUAGAGAAAAAGAAGGAGGAAGUUAAGAAGGUAGUCAAGGAACCUGAAAUCAAAAAGGAAAAGCAACGGGAAGUCAAGGAUGUGAGAAAGGAGCAGAAAACUGCAGCGAAAGGGAGAUUAAAGGGAAAAGACGAUCAAGAGGAGCCAGUCAUUAAGAAGGAACGCAAGGAGUCAGAAUCAAGUCGCGAGGGUCCAAAAAGAGCGCCGAAAAGACCUACGAGACAAAGCACCGACAGUUCAUCAAAAGCAUCUUCUAGUCCACGUGAUACGCCGCCUCCAAAACGUCGAAGAAUAUGACUGGACACUCGUGUCCGCUCUCUAUAAAUACUAUUGAUUAGGUAAACUGUUCUACUCAUAUCGCAUUUCAUCGUUUACUGUUAAAUUUGAAACAAUCAUGAUAUAUAACAUUCGAGAAUGUGUUGCAGAAUGUAAAUAACUUAGUAUUUUUUCUACCUGAUUGACUCCAAUUAAUCAAUUUUUUUAGCAUUUUGAGAAAAUACUGCAGUCAUUUAGUUGGAACUAAAAUAAUAAUCCUUGCAAAAUUUGGAGAUAGUCAAUGUUUGGUUCGAAUUCUUAAAAUUAUGUUUCAAGGAAGUGUUCGCCAUAUCUACUUUACGACAGUUUUAUGUUACGCGUAAAACUAAAUCCUUUUGUACUUCAUAAAUAUGAUGUAAAUAAAAUACUAAAUUGCACUCCCGAA